GAGGAAUCAUGUCCUGAACCAGGUUGGGUUUUUAGAGCAAUCAUAUCCUUAUGUCCCUGUAAAAAACAGGAGAGAAAUGAUGAGCCUUGGAUGGGAAGCUCUUAGCUUGAUCAUUGGCUGGUAGAUUCCCAGACGUGAUCUGAGCCACCAAAAUGGGGUGCCUGAUUUAGGGCUCUGACUUUAGACUCAGACAGUUCGAGGGGGAAGGGACCGGUUCAACCCAUUAUAGGUGAGGAAACUGAGGCCCAUAGAAGUCAAGUACCUCACCCAGAAACACAGCAUGGCCAGCCAGGGAGUGGCAGCAAUAAAACGCCCACUCUGGUUAUUCCUGUUCCAUGAUCUCAAGUCAUUACCUUGUUUAUGAAUGUGUUUGUGAAGUUACACAGAGCCAGCAGGGAAGACCAGCACCCUGGCCACAUCCACCUCACCUAACCCAGAGCAUGUGCUGGCUGCCUUCCAUUUCUGGUAGUGGGGAUUCUGUGCAUAGCACUUCUGGUGGACAGUCUGCUUCAGGACUUCAGGACAGUGCUCCUGCAUGCUCUUCAUUCAACUGUACGUAGGCCCAGGGUUAGCUUAGCCUAAUGUUUUAGUUGUUAUGGUUAUUAGAGAUGUUUUGGUUUUGAGUAUUCAGACCAUGUCCCAGUCUCUGUGCUAGGGGCUGGGAUUACAAGUACAAGCAGAAAGAAAGAUAGUCCCUGCCCUCCAGAAGCUUACAUUCAAAUGGAGGGAGACAACACUGUAAAAGGGAACUAAAAAGAAGAGGACGAAGGGAAUGGUAGAGAAAGCUGCCUGGAGAGGAAUGAGGCCUUGACCAGCCUGUGUAUCCUUUUCACUGGAGGCCAAGGAGCCAGCCAGCCCUCCUGAAGGAAGGGCUGCCAGGUAAAGGGGAUGUCCGGGUCUGGAGCGAGGCUGGAAGAGCAAGAGGAUGUUCGCAGCCAGUCACGGAAAACAAUGCCAGAUUUUCCAAAUCCAGCCCUUAGAAACAUUUCCAUGUUGGGUUGUGGUUACUCUUGUCAGUUCCAGAUGGACAAGCUGCUCAUUCAAAAGAGCUACUAGAUUCCUGGUGCUGGGACUUUGUUUAAUGAAGAGUUAAGGGACUGGAAAGCCCGCAAAAGGCUCCCUGCCAACUCUACCCCCAUUGAGCAGCCUGCCCCCCUCACGAGGCCUGCCCCGCUCAAGGCCGAGGGGCAGGUUGUGCUUUUUCACUGAGUCCUGUCAUCUUUUUUCCCAGGGCAAAAAGCACGCUCAAAAGGUUAGACUUUAUUUCCAAAUUCAUGGGGAGCAAAAUGAAGCCCAGGGGACUGAUAAAAGAGGGCAGCUGGACUUUCUCACUGGCCAGUUCCCCAGUUGUUGCUCAGUCUCACUAUUUGGGGAAAGUUCAUGCCAGAAAGUUGAAGCAGUUAAUGGGAGAACAUGCUCAGACGUCUCCACCAAGUUCUCAGCCAGACAAGGCAGGUCUUCCUGUUGCUAGUUGUGCCAGGCCAGAACCACAGCAGCCCACUUCUGAUGGAGCUUCCCCAGAAGGGGCCAUGGAAGAAACUCCCCUGUCCUGUGGCAGCCCCACUUUGGAUCUGAACGAUCCAGACAGAUACUGCGAACUCUGCUGUGCAUCCUUUAAUAGCCCGCUCAUGGCGCAGCAGCACUACCUGGGCAAGAAGCACAAGAGGAGCGAGACCCGGAAGAAGAUCCUAGAAGAGAUCGGGCAAAAGACGCUCCCUGCUGAGUCUGCAAGCAGUGCACUUGGUGUGGGUAACUACAUCUGUCCCAUUUGUAGUAUCACCCUUACAUCUAUAGAAAUGUACCAGUCCCACAUGCAAGGAAAUAAACACCAGAUUAAAGAAUCCCUGGUUGUCAAUCUGAUGAAGAAUUCAAAGAGAACCUUUCACUCUUUCCAAGAUGAGCUGGCCGACUACAUCCAGGUACAGAAAGCCCGAGGGCUGGAGCCCAAGACUUACUUUAGAAAGAUGGCGGAGGAGCACUUUGAGAUGGACAAGCACAAGGAGGAGCGAGAUGCCAGGCCCCAAAGUGUACUGGCGGCAUUUGAGCAGAGACUCCCACCCGAGACUUUCCAGGCCUGCCCAGGAACGUAUGCCCUCACUCGAACAGUAGAGAACACACUGUCCCAUUGGUCACCAGUCCAUGACAGCAGACUCAGGCUGGAAUCUCUUGGCCACUGCCAGCCCAGCAAGGAAGAGUUCUCAGAAAAAUUAAUGGCCUUGGGGCCCACUCAGCAGGAUGAUAACUCAGGCCCAUCCAGCAUCUCCUCUGACAACAGUACCAAUUCCUACCAAGCGGGUCAUAAACCAAAAGUGACUCACCAGAGGAAGAAGAGGCAUCCAAGGGACGAGAGAGAAGUCCGGCCAAAUGAGGAAAAGAAGAGGAAGAAAACCAUGGAGGACAAAGACUCAGGCAAAGACCACAAGGCCGUCCGGAGGAGGAAGGCAGAGGCAGAUGCCACCAGUGUACGAAAGCCUAAGCAUAGGAAAGAGAGAAGAAAUCAGGAAGUAGCCACCGACAAAGAAGACCGCCGACACCGGAAGGAGAAGAAGAAGCCCCUGCCCAGGAGGACAGAGGAGGAGAUGUUGUGGGACGAGUCCAUCCUGGGCUUCUGAGGCUUCUCGGCUGAUGAGAGGUACCUGAUGGCAACAUGGCCUCAGACCACCAGCCAUCAAGAGGCUACCAGAAGGUCAUUGGCCUUCAGCACUUUAAAAUGAGGAGAAAUAACUUCUCUUAACAUUUUCUAAAAAUGAUUUCAUGAAAAUGCCUUGUUUUUUCUAGGUAAUGCUGCUUCAUUUUGUAUGGAAGACUACUUUUUUUCCCCAGGUGGCAAUGAUAUCUUUAAGUUAUCCUUUAUUUCAAAUGACCUUUCUGAAUUUCUUUCUUGCUUAGGUUCCUGUUUUAGUAUGAGUUAAGGUUUGGUGUUUUGUUUUUGCUUUGUUGUUUUUUUAUGGAGCAGUGUAGGAUUAUUUUUUCCAUGUUUAGACUUAAUUUACAGUGUAUUUUCCAGGUCUGAAAGUACAAAUGACAUAGGAUAAAUUCAGAUAGACAUAGUUCAAAAUGUUCUCAAGUAAAUAAUACUGAUGAGAUUUCAGCAUGAAUUCGGGAAGUGUUCAUAUUAAAAAUAUUCUAAUUUUAUGUGCUAUUCUAUAUAAAUGAUGUCUUCCCUUUAUAAUAGAGUUGUAUCUUUCACUGAA
Trichosurus vulpecula (common brushtail) is the source of this 3194-nucleotide messenger RNA. It is a transcript of the gene KRCC1, whose product is annotated as lysine rich coiled-coil 1. The record is from RefSeq and is a predicted model, not a curated record. NCBI's taxonomy places the organism in Eukaryota, Metazoa, Chordata, Mammalia, Diprotodontia, Phalangeridae. Bases 1275 to 2612 code for a protein of 445 amino acids. The transcript has 5 exons. Gene Ontology annotation, molecular function: nucleic acid binding; zinc ion binding.